AUGAAGGGAUCACCUGGAGCGUGCGUCUUGUGGGAGGGAGUAGAGUUGGAGCUCUUGGUCUCAAGUGAGGGACGAUGGCGCUCUACAAUGGACAAGGUCUGGCAUUAUCGGGCGUCGAAGCUUAUGGGUGCCCGGUAUCGGGGCAACUUUGGCGAACUGUAG
Molecule: messenger RNA, 162 nt
Organism: Peronospora matthiolae
Lineage: Eukaryota; Oomycota; Peronosporomycetes; Peronosporales; Peronosporaceae
Source: the annotation of a GenBank genome assembly